Magallana angulata is the source of this 4891-nucleotide messenger RNA. RefSeq lists its product as uncharacterized. The transcript has 4 exons. Gene Ontology annotation, molecular function: ubiquitin conjugating enzyme binding; zinc ion binding; ubiquitin protein ligase activity. The record is from RefSeq and is a predicted model, not a curated record. The coding region runs from base 284 to 2152 and encodes 622 amino acids. Gene Ontology annotation, biological process: positive regulation of proteasomal ubiquitin-dependent protein catabolic process; ubiquitin-dependent protein catabolic process; protein polyubiquitination. Gene Ontology annotation, cellular component: ubiquitin ligase complex; cytoplasm. NCBI's taxonomy places the organism in Eukaryota, Metazoa, Mollusca, Bivalvia, Ostreida, Ostreidae.
GCGAGACAACAGAGUAGUUCCGAGUGUAAAAACCGGAAGUAUAUAUGUUUUGUUGUCAAACAUCAAUGACGUACAACUCUGAGUUUUGGUUUUUUCGCUGAAUCAGUAAGAGUGGAAUAGCAUAUAAACAAUUAUGAUAUGUGUGAAACUUAUAACAGUGUUGUGUAUAUCACAUGAUCAUUGUCAUCACGUCUAAAUUUAGCUAUGGUUCUAUUUCCGUGAUAUAUAUAACUUUGGGGAAUAAAUCCUUUGAUCACUGUGGAAGAUUUGUUUGGUAGAUAAAAUGGCAUCGCCGGUGUACUGGGACGAAGAAUCAGUUGUCAGUAGUUCAUUAGAAUCGUUGGAAAUUCCUCAUUUUGAACCAGAUUCCGAGGAUGACCAACAUAUUCAACAUGUUCUAAGGGAGAUCGAAACCCUCGACCCUCUUACAGAAGUAAUGCAAAGUCUCAGGGACCCUUACUAUGAGUAUGAUUCAGAUGAUAUUGAAGAUAUUGAACUUCCUGCCCCAGAACCAGUGGAUCUCUUGCAAUCAUUUGGAACAGUUAAUGUUACAGCCGAGUGUGAAAUAUGUCUGUCAAGAGAUAGUCCGGUACGUAAUCGUUCCUGCUGCCAAAUACCCGUAUGUGAUGACUGUAUGCAGACUUAUUUUGUAUCUCAACUUGAAAGUGGCAUAAAGAGAAUGCAGUGUAUUUCAAUGUGUCCCAAGUUUGCUCACGUAGAUGAAAUUAUGUGUCGAUUACCUGUAGAUUUGAAAGAUAAAUACUACAAAUAUCUAGUUGAUGCCAAUAAUGACCCUCAUGUCAAAACAUGUCCAAAAUGUAGCUUUGUACAGCGCAUCUCAAGAGAAGAGUUGGAUGCUUAUAAAAAGAAGAGGAGGAAGAAGAAACGGGGUAUUCUUGUAGUAUGUCAAGACUGCGCAUUAGAAUGGUGCUUCAUUUGUCACGCUCCCUGGCACCGUGAAGGCGUCACAUGUAAAGAGUUUAAAAAAGGCGACAAACUAGUCCGAAACUGGGCCAAAGAAUUCCAUUUUGGAAGUAAAAAUGCUGAGAGAUGUCCCAAAUGUAAGGUGUAUAUACAGAGGACAGCUGGCUGUGACCACAUGACCUGCAGCCACUGCGACACCCAUUUCUGUUACAAAUGUGGGGAGAAGUACGUAGAGGUCACGUUUAUUGGGAAUCACUAUGAGAGGUUCAGCCCUUUUGGAUGCAAGUACAACCUACACCCAGACAAACCCGUGCUACGGAAGAUGAUCCGAGGAUCAGCGCUUGGGGCUAAAAUUUUGGGAGGAAUCAUUCUUGGAGGGCUUGCCAUUGGGGGAGCAGCCAUUUUUGUGGCAGUGAGUCCCAUUGUUGUCCCAGCAUACUUUGGGUUCAGGAUAAGAAAGAAAAGACGUUUGAAAAGAAAGACAAGGAAGGCACAUGCAUUUAGUGUUGUGUACAUGGAUGUCGGCAAUGGACCACCCCAAUUGACUUUUCUUGAUGAAACUGGAAACCCUCUUCCAUUGACUGCUCGUCCAAAGACUCCUCCUCUUCCAAUGGCUGAUAGAAGCGAAUCAUCAUCAAAUGAAGAAGAUAAAGAAGAGGAUGAUGAGGAACUGGAAGAUGAAGAGGUUACAGAAAUAAGGAAUGUGGAGGCGAUCAUCCAUAAACCAGAUGAUGAGGCCACUAAGUCUUCCACCAUGGUGGAAGUUAAGGAAGAAACCCAGGUGUGUGUCAGUGUGAGGAAUAAGGACACUCAGGUCACCUCAGCUGACCUUGAAAUGCAGGAAAGUGGGUUGGUGGUGCUUCAUGUCAGGACCACACGUAAAUCUCUAGAGCUAGAGAAGCAGCCACAGGAGACAGAGGCGAAAGAAUUCACUGUCAAAGAAAAUGAGGAUUCAAUCAGUGACAAGGGCUGCUUUAUUAAAAUUCUUAAAAAAUUGCCCUCGGUGUGGGAAAAGGAGAAAGAUGGAGAGAAAAACCAGAAGCUUGAGAGUUUGGAAGACACAAAAGGUGUCAAGGGAUUGGUCACCCCUACAAGUGACCAUGGCGAGGGUGACCUUUUGACCCCAAGUGAGACAGGGGACUACUUGAAGCAAUUACAUGAUGAGAAUGAGCUAAAGGAUCCCUACUGGGGUCUUGUGUCGACCUCAGAUGAGAUAACUUAUCUGUGAUACAUUGUUUGCCUCCCUUUGUUUGUUUGAAUUAAGUAGACUUAGACCAGUUAUUCCCCUUUAACAAUGCUCAUGAAGGAUUUCUCUUUAUGCAUGUUUUGUUAUGAAAUAUCACCAUUUCAGACGUGUUUUAAGCAAAUUCAGUUGCUUGUGCAUACAUGAAGUAUGAGACUUGGGGCAUUCCAUUGAAAAUUUUGUGUACAUGUGUUCUAUGCAUUUUCCAGUGUAUUUGAGGAUGUACCAGUACCUGUAUUUUGUGUCAACAAAUUAAAGCCUACAUGUACUGUCUCAGACCACAGGUAUAAAGCUUGCUUGAUAAUGUUUGACCUUAUACUUAGUACAAUAUAUGCUAUAUGGUCAAAUAUAGUACAAGUUUGACCACUGUAUAAUGUAUGUAUAAGUAGUUGUAGUUUGACUAAAUUGAGAUUUCACUCACUUUAAUUUGAAAAAAAAAAUGCAACUGCAGUUCAACCAGGAAGUAGAGAGAAUCAAUUUGGUUUCAAGCUGAUGUAAUGAAGACAGGUCUUGGAUUUUUGCUUUUGUAAAAUCAACAUGAAAUGCUAUUUUCAAAUUUUAAGAAGCAUUUUUUAAAAUUAAACCCAUGUUCUGCAUUUGCGUAACAUUGGUGAUUGAAAGACCAGCAUUUUGUAAAUUGAUAUAUUUUCAUAUUGUUUUCACUUGAGAUAAACCAAUGUGCAUUUUAGGACACAGACAUGUUCAUCAAGACUAUUCUUGACCUCCAAGGUUAACUUGAGUUUAUGAUCAAAUUCGCAUCAAGCAAGCUUAAUGCAAGUGUCUCAAAGAUUUCAAAGGGUAAAACUUGUGUGCGUUAUUAUUGUUUUCUGUCACACAAUGAUGACUGACAAACCAUUACAUUAUCUGCAUACUUUUUAAUUAUCAUAAAUUGUGUUUUCAAUACUCAAAGUAUGACUUGGCACAUAUUGAUGUGCUCAUAGUUGAUAAUUAUGUACAAAACACUGUAUAUGGUAUGCACAUGGCCAUGUCUUGAGUAUCUUUGUAAAAGAAAUCCACCUGAUACUUAUUACUAGUGUCCAUCUAGGUUGUCAGAGGUCCCCUGUGUGUUGGAACUGUGAACCCCAUUCUUAAACUAAUUACCAGUUCUGUAAAGAAGGGUUGGUAAGUCUACAGUGACAUUUGUAAUUAUUCUACAUCAGAUCAAAGACUGGAGUAUUGUACUGGACAGUCAGAACACAUCUCUUUUCAGUUUAGGUACAGUUUAUCAAAAUGUUUAAGAGUUGUUGAAAUGACUGUAUGGUGUUUUAGGCUGCAGAUUGGAAAGUACAGUCCCUAUAUCAAAGACUACAUGUACUGUUAAAUGUUUUGUAUCUUCAGUGGCUCCACCUCCCCAGUAUUGCAUGGAUAAGCAUACAGUGAUUGCUUAAUGCUUUUGUGGUUGCUUGAUGUGCAGUGUUGCUUAGUGUUGCAUUUUAUGUUUCUAUCAUAAGAUUUUAAAAUAACUAAAUGGUACAUGUGCUGGUAGAUGAAUAUAUGACAGCAAGUCCUUGUUAUGAUAAGUCCCUUUUUAAAUCUUUGCUACAGUAUAAUUCCAAUACAUGUAUAUUUCAACAUGGUUAGUGCUUUUACAUGUAUUACACAUCAGCUGUAUAUUUGUAAACUGCUAUUUAUAUCCGGCAAUAUUUACAUUCAAAUGUUGAUGUUGUGUCACACACAGAACAGCUUUAAGCAACACCUCCUCAUCUCCUCACAUUGUACUUUACACUUGUAAGAUUGCUUUUCUUUUUAAAAAAGAAUGUUGUUUUUUAGACCAACUGAACGGUCGUUGUUGUUGAGUAACUGUUGACUCGUGUUUUAUCUUAGUUCUUUAACUGUGUUCACAACAGAUGUGUUGUUGUUUUCUUUGUCUUGUGUUUUAUUUUAUUAUACGAUCAUGCAUGGUUCUCUAUAAUGCAUUUACAUUUGAUCAUGUUGAUUAUCUUAAUUAAUUAACUACAUGCAGCUCUAGUAAAUGAAUUAUGAAGAUGCAACAUGAAGAUGUAACCGCUGAGUGUCACAGCUCUUGAGAAUCCUAAGCCAAACUACCUGUAUGCUCAUCAUCAAUUUCAUUCAGUAUUUUCAGCUUAAUAUCACUUUACAUGGAUUUCAUUUUAUAAAGCAGUUUUCAACUCGACAAGAGUUUUUGGUGUUAAUUUCGCAAAAUUAUAUAUCACGCGCACCAAACCUAAAAUUCCAUGUAAUGUACAUGAAUAAUGUAGUACUACAUUGAUUUCAUGAGAUAUUUUCUCGUGUUAUUUAUUAUAUCAUCGUAUUGUUCUUUUUGAUGUAUAAUAUAUAAAUAUGCGUUAAGUCAUUCACGUGAAAUUACACGUGAUGCUCACUGGUUCAUGAUGUCUUUCAUCCUGUUAUUACAGCAAAAACUUUUCUGAAACAUUUCUUUAAGCAGAUUAUCAAACUUGGUGUAAAGUAUGGAUGCAGUUUAAGUACGUGCUUUUAGCUUUGUAUGAUUCACAGUUGUAAUCAGGCUUAGUGACUAUGUUGUAUGUUCAUCACUAUUUAAGGCUGUAUAUAGUUAAAUCUUGACAACCAACAAGUUAGUGUAUUAUACCUAUGUAAACAAUCAAUGCCACUGAUUACUAGCAUGUCAAGUUUUCUCUCGACAAGAAGAGAGUGUCCAUCGAAUGAGUCUUGUAAUCAAACUGUGUCAAAUGGUGUUAUUGUGUCUUCUACGCCACCGUAUUUAUUAAAGUCUUUCGUACACAG